GUGAUUUUAGUGAAUGUCACUUGUUGUCAUUUUCAAAUUUCCCGUUGUUCCGUCCCCCGUACGUCCCGAUGUCGCAGGGAACGGAACCCAGAUGACAGAUGCCGGCAUCCGCCGGAGGACUAUACAGGGGACACUGCAGGAGGGACAUUGCGGGAGCGCAGGACAAGGUAAGUGAAGAACAGAUGCUGGAGCAGCGCCGCAUGGUAAGCCCGAGUGUAGCUCGGGGUUACCGCUUUUGGUACUGAAACUUUACCCCGAGCUACACUCAGGUAUACCAUCAGGGAGGGACAUGAUUAAAAAUUAAUUUGUAAAUGCAUUGAAUACCAAUUCAUCCGUUCCGGAGGUCAGAAAAAAAUAAAAAAGAGUCUUAUCUGUUCAAAACUCUUUAUAAAGUGCAAUUUAAAG
Messenger RNA from Staurois parvus, 405 nucleotides. Lineage: Eukaryota; Metazoa; Chordata; Amphibia; Anura; Ranidae. The record is from the annotation of a GenBank genome assembly.